CGUUAGCAAAACGCUAUCGUUAAAUUUCGAUGAAAAACAAAUAAACAAUAAUUUAAUAUUUACAAGGGAAGAUUUAUAUAAGAAUGUCGUGUGAGUCAUCGAACGUUAGUCGCAAAACGCGUGAGAACUCCAACGGAGCCAAUCACGGCGCGAGAACGAGACGAGGAAAAUCGGUUAUUCGUAUAUACGUCACGCAUUGUACCAACAUCGACGAGCUUCAAUUGUUUUAACGGAAUAAAAGUACACGAUCGUCUUUUGUUAGCGAACGUUAAAAUACGUUAGGAGAUUAUUUUCCGUUACAUCGAUCGACCAAUCAUCGAAGAGAUUGUGGAUCGGAUCGGGCGCCGAUUGGUCGAUACUCGUAGUCGGUUAACCGUCGUUUUUAUUGCUUUUACGACAAACGACGCAGUUCGUUCGAGCGCGUUGCACGGACCGCGCUUUUUCCACGGGGAAAAAGAAAAGAAAUAAAGCAAAUCACGAAAUAUCGUCGAAUGUGUCUCGAGAUCUUCCCGCGAGUCUUUCGUUCCUUUUUUUAACGACGAUACCAAAAGGAAAGGACGACUUCUCUCGUCGGUGCUUUUACAAUUUUUAUCGUCGAUCAUUCGCUAGAGAAGGGUGAUAAAGUUCGAAGCAGAAGUGUUAUCGGAACGCUUUAAUGGUGAUAUUCGCGCGAACGAGAGAAGGAUGAGAGUGCGAAUAAACGACGAUACGAGUGAGUGAGAAAAAAGAUCGUGAAGUUUUUAUUAGAUCGGUCAAGAAUUUUUCGGUAUAUUGUGCUCCUUGGAAGGCCGAUUCGUGUCGAACAAAAAUUGGUGCCAAUUUAUACUGGUGAAGGUGGACAACGUUGAAGUGUUAUCGACGGUGAUUCGGGUAAUGAGAAAGUGUGGAAGAUGGUGUGUCGUUGGCUCACCGUUCCGUUGCUCUCUGGUUUUUUGAUCUUCAUUGAAGUUAUUACGGUUGGUCAAGGUACUUUUGCUCGCGAUCAAAAACUUGCGGAAAGUGUAACGGGGAAUCAUAACGCCAGUGGUGCUCCGAGCUUCGACUUGAACGUUCAACGGAACGUGACGACGGCCGUAGGACAAACGGCCUUUCUUCAUUGUCGAGUACAUCACAUGGGCGACAAGGAGGUAUCCUGGAUGCGGAAAAGGGAUAUGCAUAUCCUUAGCGCUGGAAUCCUUAUGUAUACCUCAGAUCUGAGGUUCCUAGUAAUUCAUCCGGAAAAUUCUGAGAACUGGACGUUGCAGAUCAAAUCGCCUCAAGAACGAGACUCCGGAGUUUACGAGUGCCAGGUCAGCACCGAGCCAAAAAUGUCGUUGAACUAUACUCUCAACGUCGUCGAGGCACGUGCAAGGAUAAACGGAACCUCGGAUAUUUACGUCAAAACUGGCAGUCUAUUGACAUUAACCUGUCUGAUGUCCCAAGGACCUCAUCAUUUGGGUACAGUCGCUUGGUAUCGUGGUAACCAUGCUGUAGUUACGUCUCCGCGAUUAGAAAACGACGUCAACGCGGAGCCACGUAUUACAGUUGAAACGGAAUGGAGCGACGCUCUUACAUCAAGAUUGAGGAUCACUCAUGCGAAAUUGAGCGACUCCGGGAAUUACAGUUGUGUACCCACCUUCGCAAAGAAAGCAAGCGUUACCGUUCACGUUAUCAAUGGAGAACAUCCAGCCGCGAUGCAGCACGGUAAUACAGCCGCGGGCUCGCCAACGUCGAAGACCGUUCUCCUCCUGCUGGUCUUUUUCUUGGGCAGAUUGAGAUAAUGUGCGAGCGCAUGAACUCAAACAAGUCAAACCAAGGCCUGAAGACCUUCUACGGAACGAUUUGAAAAAAUCACGAGGCGGGAAUUUCGAACGAAUUUUCUUUUAUUCAAAUUCGCACCGAAGUCGUCUGAGGUAUGGAACGCUAUAUAAAAGAGUUGCAACAUGCGAAAAGUACUCUUAUCGAUUUUGAAAGGAUAUGAAAAUAAUAUCGAUAAUACCGAUCGAGUUGAUUCGAAAUCGAUGGAUCGAUAAAUUGAAGGAGAU
Messenger RNA from Vespula pensylvanica (western yellowjacket), 2024 nucleotides. It is a transcript of the gene dpr1, whose product is annotated as zwei Ig domain protein zig-8-like. Lineage: Eukaryota; Metazoa; Arthropoda; Insecta; Hymenoptera; Vespidae. The record is from RefSeq and is a predicted model, not a curated record. Gene Ontology annotation, cellular component: neuron projection membrane. Bases 891 to 1760 code for a protein of 289 amino acids. Gene Ontology annotation, biological process: synapse organization. The transcript has 6 exons.